CAGUCCAUUAGGAGGCAGCACUGAUCCAUUUCUCCAGUCCAGCAACAGGAGGAAAAUCCACCAACCACAACACUACAGCAGCAGCAACAGAUCAACGGAGUCUCUACAAACUCUUAUUUGAUGUAAGGUCUGGACGGGUCAGUAUCAGUCAGGGUUUUAGGAUGGAGGUGGCUCCACCCGGUCGUGAUCCCGAAGCCUCUGUAAGCAGAAGCGGUAAAGCCGAUGCUGAGGAGGAAGGGGAGGAGGAGGAGGAGGUGGUGCACACGGCCAUGCUGUGGUCCAUUCAGGAGGCAGUGGAGAGGCAGACCCUUCAGAUCGGGGUCUCGGCCUGCGGAGCUACAGCUGUGGUGGACGUGCUUCAGGCUCUGGGGAUUACUGUAGCUCCAGAGACGGCCGACCACUGCGUUCGGACCAGACUGAGGAGAAACGAUUCCCCACUGCCUGAUUACCUUCACUCACGCAGCAACGCUGGUGCCACCCACCACCAGCUGAUAGAAGGGGCAGAGCAGGCGAGUGGAGGUCGAGUGCUUGGGAGGUUCUUUGGUUUUUACCCAGCGAGGCGGGUAAAGCUGGUACCCUGGCUGGCGCGCUGGAUCAGGAGAGGAGCUGUGCCUGUAGCCACCAUGAACAUGCAGCGGGGAGUAGCAGAGGGGGAGGAAAUCCCUGAUGCCUGGCAUCACCAGCUGAUCUUCGGGGUGGCACCCAAUGCUGUGUUCAUGACUAAUCCUCUGGAUGUGGCUGGUGAAGAAGACGUUCAUGUACGUCUGUGCAGUGAAUCUGUGCUGCUGAUCCGCCGUGAAGACGUCUUAAACAGGCUAACGCUGGACUGCCCACUCUCACUGAUCUCAGAUCAGCAGGCUGACCCCCGCUGGAAAACCAUCAAUGUUGAAGGUCAAGUUAAGCAGAUGAUAAAUGAAGAAGACCACAGUGAUCAGGACCAUCCAAAAACGACGCACAUAACCAUCCCCGCAGCGUACAGCUCUGGAAUCACGCUCUUCACUCUCAGAGACUCUGCAGUUGGUCAGGAGCUGCUCGGUGCUCCAGAGCUGCCUGUGUUAUAGUCAGCAGUUCACUAUGAUCUGCAUCGUGUCUGGACUUGUCCUUCAUGCAGCUCGUUGCUGUGCUUCUUAUAGAUGAUGUGCAAUUGAAGUUUUGUGUCAGUAUUUUAAUCUGUACGAAAACGAUUAGCGAGAUUUUUAACACUGUAUUCUCUGGCAGACUGGUAAAAGGUGGAAGUUUUGGCGUGUUGCACUUGUGUAAACUUGUCCACUCUGCUGUUGUGAAGAACAUCAUACUUUUAGAUGUGUAAAACUGAUUUAUUUAUAUAAAUUAAAAGCCUGGAAAUCAGUGUACUGAAGGGAUAUGGCAACACAGUGCACUGGUUUUCAGUUCUACCUGUGUGAAUGCAUCUUAAAUAUUUUUAUCUUAUUAUUAGGGGUGUAACUUUGCAGAAAAUUCACGGUUUGGUUCACACCUCGGUAUAAACCCCACGGUGCAGUAUGUUUUCAAUACGUUUUCGGUACGGUUGGUGGAAAAAAACAAUUUCAUAACAAUGAAUCUUCAUUAUAACCAUGUUUAGUUUUUGGGAUGGAAUAUUGUAACAGGGCUCGAGCUCUUUUAUUAAAUGCUUAAAACCA
Astyanax mexicanus (Mexican tetra) is the source of this 1637-nucleotide messenger RNA. RefSeq lists its product as uncharacterized. Lineage: Eukaryota; Metazoa; Chordata; Actinopteri; Characiformes; Acestrorhamphidae. The coding region runs from base 162 to 1061 and encodes 299 amino acids. The record is from RefSeq and is a predicted model, not a curated record. The transcript is spliced from 5 exons.